Molecule: messenger RNA, 1253 nt
Organism: Melopsittacus undulatus (budgerigar)
Lineage: Eukaryota; Metazoa; Chordata; Aves; Psittaciformes; Psittaculidae
Gene: GDNF
Product: glial cell derived neurotrophic factor
Exons: 3
Coding region: 84-740 (218 amino acids)
Biological process (GO): negative regulation of neuron apoptotic process; positive regulation of branching involved in ureteric bud morphogenesis; peripheral nervous system development
Molecular function (GO): growth factor activity; receptor tyrosine kinase binding; glial cell-derived neurotrophic factor receptor binding
Source: RefSeq, a predicted model, not a curated record
GCCGCUCGGCUCCCCGGCGUUAAUGUCCAUCUCGGGUCCAACGAGACCAGCUCAGAGGGGCCCGUGUUGGAAGGAGAUCUAAGAUGAAGUUAUGGGAUGUUGUGGCUGUCUGUGUGGUGCUGCUCAACACGGCCUCCACCUCGCCCCUGCCCACCGGUAAGACGCCUCUCAAGGGGCCCCCUUCAGUGGUAGAGGGGCCUGAAGACGAUCUCUCCCCCGUCAGCCUGCUGCGUCCCUAUGCUGUGCACAGUGACUCUAACAUGCCAGAGGAUUAUCCAGAUCAAUUUGAUGAGGUAGUGGACUUUAUUCAAGCCACUAUUAAAAGACUGAGGAGGUCACCAGAUAAACAGACACCAAUUUUUAACAGGAGGGAGAGAAACCGGCAAAACGCAGCCACAAACAUAGAGAAUACCAGCAAAAAGGGGAGGAGGAAUCAAAAGGGAAAAAAUCGGGGAUGUGUCUUAACAGAAAUACAUUUAAAUGUGACUGACUUGGAUUUGGGAUAUGAAACCAAAGAAGAGCUGAUUUUUCGGUAUUGCAGUGGAUCUUGUGAUGCAGCCGAGACCACCUACGACAAGAUUUUAAAAAACUUAACCAGAAAGAAGAAACUGGUCACUGACAAAGUGAAGCAAGCCUGUUGCAGACCCACAGCCUUUGAUGAUGACCUGUCCUUCUUGGAUGAUAACUUGGUUUACCACAUACUGAAAAAACAUUCCGCAAAAAGGUGUGGAUGUGUCUGACUGCUGCACGCCAGAGGCAGCGCCUGUUUUGCAUUCCUGCUAUGACGCAAAAAUAGGGACCAAGGUUCCUGGGGAUAUGUCUGCUCAGAGCAGAAAAAAGGACCAAGAAUGCAGAACGAGGUGUUGUGAGAGCCUGGGGAGGGCGCGAGGCGGCAUAGGAGGAUGGAGGCUUUUGACGUCCUAUGGGAAAGUACAUAAAAGCUCAGGUGGAGAUGCUGACGGCUGGAUGGCAUGUGUGCUCCCUUUCCCGUUUGACACAGUUCACCAUCAGUGGGACUCGGAUCCAUGAGGAAUGUGCUUAAAAACACAACCCUGCCAUACCAUGUUGUGUUGUAACUAUACCAUCUGUGCCAGGAAGCUUAGCCAAGAAGUAGUUUAGGAAUACCUUACUCAUCCCCUGUGCCCUCAGCUUUACUGAAAGACACAUUGUGCUACUGCUCAUUGAAGGGUGGUUCCUAAGCGCUUAGGACAACUUCAAAACUAUAAUAAGAUCAACAUUGUAAGUAAGAUGAU